AUGGAUGCAUUGAAUAGGAUACGAAUUUCAGAAUGGCAAUUAGGUGCUGCCGGUUGCAAGCUUUCCACUUGGAUCAAUUCGACCACAUCAUGCGCAUCAAUAUUCACAUUAGUGGCCGUGACCGCAGAUCGUUACCUAGCGAUUUGUCAUACGAUGAAUUAUGCGGUCUGGGAUUCAAGAUGGACACUGUAUGUGAUUGCUUGUAUUUGGAUCGUUAGUGGUCUUCUGGCUGCACCGACACUGGCCGCUUAUGAUGAAAUAUCGUUUGUACUAGACCCACCAAACGGAACACUUGUGGCCAGACUGUGUAUUUCGACGCGAGAUGAAACGUGGAAUUUCAUCGUCGUUAAUUUACUGCUUGCUUUCAUUGUUCCUUUCGCGUUAAUUUCUGUUUUCUAUACACUCAUCUUCAUCACCGUCUCGAAUCAUCGUAGUCUUGCGGUCGACGCUCAUAUUCGCGACGAGCGAGUUAAGCUCCGAGUUGCUCAUAUGAUGCUCACUGUGAUCAUUCUUUUCGCAUUCUGCUGGGUUCCACUAUACGGUAUCUACUGCUAUUUCUAUCUGUCAAAAGAUCACGAAACAUCAACAUUCCAGUUCGCAUCUCAAGUGCUACGACCCAUUUUCCAGUGGCUGUCACUGCUGUCCUCCUCACUGAAUCCAUUGAUCUAUAUUGCAUACAGUCAAAAAUAUCGACGUGCAUUCCGUCAGCUGCUUUUGAUGCCAUUCAGACGUCGUUAUGAACGUAUUCGUAAUGUUACACGAUCAACGUUGAGGUUACGAUUAGGCCCGGAAAGUGGGAAUGGCAGUGGGAACGGGGACGGCUUGGAUACGGGUGCACGUUUGCAUAUGAAUGGUCGUGCGAAAUCGGUUUGUGAAACUACACUCUCGCCGGUGACAGUCGUAUCAAAUAACAAGAAUAAUGCGCCCAGCACUAGGUCACAAAGUUUACGAGGACCUGCUUAUACGAUUACAGAGUUUUGA
This is a messenger RNA of Anisakis simplex (herring worm), 981 nucleotides long. The record is from the annotation of a GenBank genome assembly. NCBI's taxonomy places the organism in Eukaryota, Metazoa, Nematoda, Chromadorea, Rhabditida, Anisakidae.